AAAGUAUCUCUGAACACAGUCAUUGAGCGGAUGUUCCUUUUUCCAAACAAUGAACUUCCGGUAUCGGAAGUAGCAUUUGGAAAUCAAAGCGACUUGCGUAGCUAACUGAAAUUUAAAUUCAGUCUAAUCUACAAUGCAUUUUUAGACAUUUUAACCUUUGCGCUCUAUAAGUCUUGCGAAUAAAGUCGCCUUCAAGGAAUCCUUUUGAUCAACCUGUUCGGUGUUGACAUUAUUCAUCAACAACUUGCGAUAAUGACACCAGUGGUGGAGUAAGCUAUUUUAACCUUACGAUGAAGUAUUUGGUCCUUGUAGCCUUUUGGGCUCCUUGUUGGGUCAAUUGUGCGAUUAAACCAAGUGCCAUUGAGGAAGAAACACGGGAAAAUGACCCGGAGUUAGAGGCUCUGAGUUCGUUGCUGUCUGACUUUGAGGUGCUGCCCGUGUCUGGCCUCCAGCAUCACUCGGUCAGGAAGAGGGACGCCCACACCCAGUCCCACCUGGAGCGCCUGAUCAGCUUCAGCGCCCUCAAGAGACAUUUCAAGCUUUACUUGACAACUAACACAGACUUGUUCACUGAGGACUUCAAAGCUGUGUUUGUAGAUAAGCAAGGGAAGGAGGACAGCUAUGAUGUUCAGCUUCAGAACUACUUUACCGGACAUCUUGUAGGAGAGGAGCACUCCCGUGUGCAGGCACACAUAGACGGGGACGAGUUCUCGGCCCACAUCUUGACAGAUGAGACAGAGUACAAUGUAGAGCCCCUGUGGAGGUUCACCGAGGCGUCCCCCGAUGGUCGUCUAUUGGUGUACCGGUCAGAGGACAUCAGGAACCUCAGCCGCCUGGCCUCGUCCAAGGUGUGUGGAUACGUCCACGCUGGGGCCCAGGACUUACUGCCAGAGGCCGCUAGAGGUGGAGAGGCACAGGAGGAUUCCCUCCACAGAGCAAAGAGAGCGGCCCACAACCACAAGAAGAACACCUGUCCUCUAGCCCUGGUGGCCGACUACCGCUUCUUCAAACACAUGGGCCGUGGAGAGGAGAGCAUCACACUCAACUACCUGAUUGAGUUGAUUGACAGAGUGGACGACAUGUACAGGAACACAACCUGGGAUGACGAGUUCACAGGAUACGGUGUUCAGAUCCAACAGAUCAUUAUCAACAAGGAGCCGACCAAUGCGCCACUUGGCCAGGCAGGGCCGGGCUGGACCCACUACAACAUGAAGGGAAGCCCCAUCCAAGGCAAGGAGGUGUGGGAUGUCAAGAAACUGCUGGAGCAAUUCAGCUCGGAUAUAGCGGACAAUGCUAGCACUGUGUGCCUGGCCCACCUGUUCACCUACCAGGACUUUGACGAGGGAACACUGGGCCUGGCCUACGUGGCCCCCUCUAAAGCCCAGGCUCUGGGGGGCCUCUGCCCCAAACCUUACUAUCCAUCUCAUUCCGUCAAGAAACCCAGCUACCUCAACACUGGUUUAACCAGCACCAAGAAUUAUGGUAAAACCAUUCUAACCAAGGAAGCAGAUUUGGUGACAACCCAUGAAUUGGGUCAUAACUUUGGGGCGGAGCACGACCCUGACAACAUCCCCUACUGUGCCCCAAGCGAUGACCAUGGGGGCAAGUUUGUCAUGUACCCUAUCGCUGUGAGCGGGGACCACUACAACAACAAGCGGUUCUCCGACUGCAGCAAGAUCUCCAUAGGGAAGACGCUGCGCUUCAAGGCCCCUAUCUGUUUCAAGGAGAGGAACAGCAAGGUGUGUGGGAAUUCCCGCGUGGAGGAGGGGGAGGAGUGCGACCCGGGCAUGCUGCACCGCAACAACGACCCGUGCUGCUCCGCCGACUGCAAGUUCAGGCCCGAGUCCCAGUGCAGUGACAGGAAUAGUCCGUGCUGUAAGAAAUGCAAGUUUGAGCAGGCAGGGAAGACGUGCCAGGAGCCCAUCAACGCCACCUGUAAGGGCAUGUCCCUCUGCACAGGUGACAGCAGUGAGUGCCCAGCCCCAGACAACGCCCCUGACAAUACCAUCUGUGUGGACAGUGGGAGGUGCAGAGACGGGGAGUGCAUGACCUUCUGUGAGGCCGUGCAGAGCCUGCAGCCCUGUGCUUGUAAUGAGACAUACGACUCCUGUAAGGUGUGCUGUCGGGACAAAAAUGGUGCCUGCACUCCCUUCGUCAAAAGCGACGGGAACGUCCUGUACCUGCGCAAAGGGAAACCCUGUACUGUGGGCUUCUGUGAUGAGGCCGGUAGAUGCAUGAAGCAAGUCCAGGAUGUGAUCGAGAGGUUGUGGGAUUUCAUCGACAAGCUGGACAUCAACACAUUCGGGAAGUUCCUAGCAGACAAUAUAGUGGGCUCAGUGGUGGUGUUCUCUCUAGUCUUCUGGAUCCCUCUCAGCAUCCUGGUGCACUGUGUGGAUAAAAAUCUGGACAAGGAGUAUGAGGAGAACACCAAGACCAUGUACUUCCCCAGCAACGCAGAGAUGCUGAGCAGCCUCGAGUCGGCCUCCGUCCGCAUCGUCAAGCCACCUCCGCCUCCCAGCUUCUUCUCCGCCGCUCGGAUCCCACCCCACUCCCUUCCUUCUCUACCCCCAACGGGCCCGUCUGCCUCAGGCAGCAGCAGUACCCCAGCCCCAGGCUCGGCUUCGGGCCCUGGCCCGUCCUCGGGGAGCAUAGUGGUGGUGGGGGAGGGCCCACGGAUGGCCACCAUCCAGGAGGAUCCCAGCUGCGACUCUCACCUCGACCUGGACAAGGACGACUUCCCUCCUCGCGGAGGCUCCAACGCCACCAAGUCUUCAUACGAGGACCUGACGGCGGAGCAGAGCACGCCACGCUCGGGCCGCCACGACAAGCGCCGCCUCAAGAGGCAGGCCUGCGUGGUGGACAGUAAAGAGACCCAGUGCUGAGGGAACAUGUGUUUGUAUAUGUACGAACACACAGUCCAGAAUAGAUACAGUAUGUAGGUACACGCAUACAGACACAUGUAUAUCCAUGCACAUAAUAGAUUACACUAUAAUAGUAGAUGCAGGUAACUACCAAAAUAAAGAAAAUGCUUGAGUAAAUGAGGGAUACAAAGUAUAUUGAAAGCAAGUGCUUCCACACAGGUCUAGUCCUGUGUUAAUUAAGCAAUUAAAUGUAUAAAAAUGCCCAGUUCCCAAUUAUUUUGGCUACCAUGGCUAGAAGAAAUCUCUGUGACUUUGAAAGAGGGGUCUGAAAGGAGCAACGACGGUUUAAAGUGUGUGUGUGUCACCAGAUCUCAACCCAAUUGAAAACUUAAAAGGGAAAUUCUGGAGUGGUGCCUGAGACAGCAGUUUUUCACCACCAUCAAUAAAACACCAAAUUAUGGAAUUUCUUGUGGAAGAAUGGUGUUGUAUCCAUACAAUAAAAUCUCCAGGAACUUGUAGAAUAUAUGCUAAGGCGCAUUGAAGCUGACCUGGCAGCCCAACGUUAAGACCUUGUCGGUAUUUCUUGAAGUUUGGCAGAUACCUGUACAUGCAUACAUGACUAAACAUUGGACACCCACUGUUAUAGUACACACACACAAACACCCACUCAUAGAAAAGACUAAAACUUGUUACACAGCACUGGCAGCAACACAGUAUCUAGCAGGACUCUUAAGGGGCCGCUACAUCUAGAUUCUAUAAGGUCAAUUUGGAAGACUUGCGUACAACCAAAAUAGGUGCUUGUCAUGAGUAUAGUAGUGUUCUGACGCCAGUGACUGCUGUUUUAGAAUAGCCUAGAUCCCGAAUGAUUUGUGCCUUGUUAGUUUCAAGAGUCAAAGCCAAGUGCUUUCUUUGGCACCACUCACUCCGAUACAGUCCAGACAGUCUAGUUUUUGGACAUGUUCUUUUGAAUGAGUUGAUUAAACCACUGCCAUGACUGAACUAUUGGUUAGGCUUAGAAUCAUUCUAAGACGACACACUAAGGUAAAAAAAAAAAAAAGUUAAAUGUGCUAUUGUAAAUGUCUGUUUAGUCACCUCACUUUGUCAUGACAGUAAGAAAAUGAUUUGCCUUUAUUUCUGAUAUUGCCUGGUUUUUCACAUAGUCUCCCCAAAAAUUCACCUCGUUAAAAACCAUGCAUGUAAUAUUGAUGUCAAAGGGUAGUGUUUAAAACGUAGAGGACUGGUUGAACUGUUGCCCAGGAAGAUAUUGUUCUCUGGUAAUUUAAACCCAACAGGAAAAGAAGAUUUGUGAAACGGGCACUGACUGAGAGGUCCAGACUAGUAGUUAUUCUGGGAAGGAUACCAGGUGAAAUCAGUGCUGCAUCAAACCUACCUAACGUGGAUUUAUAACCGUUGUCUCCACUCUAUUCAAGUAUUGGUUCUGUUUCAUUUGUAGUGAAAUAAUUCUGAAACGUUUUUAUAUUGUUGUGUAUGGCCUUGUUGAUUACACUGGUGUGACCUAUGAACUCUGUUCUUCAUCCCAAAGGUUGCAAAUAAUGCAAAAGUCAAGUUAUUUCACCAUUCAUUCAACACAUUGGAAGAUGAGGGACUGUUCAUUCAUUGCAUUCAGACAUCGUUUGUAGACCAACUUCUGAUUUAUUUUUUUAUCCACAACACUAGUGCCUUAUUUCUGAAGUUGAGCCUAAAUGUUUUUCAUUUUGACCACCGUUCCUUAUUUCUGUAUGUACUGUAGGCAAUGAGAAUGUCACUAUCACCCCAGAUGGAAAUUGUGCUUACUAAUGGGAAAUGCUAUUUAAGCUCCGUAAGCCCCUCUGAUGAAUGAAUACCUAUCAGCUUGUAGAAUCUUUUCACCAUUUCCUGUAUAUUAGGUGAUGAGUACUUGCGUAUAUGUUGAAAUGUUUGCUUGUGGGCCAAGGGCAUUCUGCAGCUUUGUUAUAUUAGCCUAUUGUCCACAGAUAUCUUGAGUAUUAGCUCUGAUGAGAUGCGAGGGGAAACUCCGUAUGUCUUCUAACUGUCCCGUUUUCAGGGUGUACUGAAUGACCUGGAUUAAUAAAAUGUGUACGCCCACUUGAAA
This is a messenger RNA of Salmo salar (Atlantic salmon), 4953 nucleotides long. RefSeq names its product ADAM metallopeptidase domain 17a (gene adam17a). Gene Ontology annotation, cellular component: plasma membrane. The record is from RefSeq and is a predicted model, not a curated record. Gene Ontology annotation, biological process: Notch signaling pathway; membrane protein ectodomain proteolysis. Lineage: Eukaryota; Metazoa; Chordata; Actinopteri; Salmoniformes; Salmonidae. Gene Ontology annotation, molecular function: metalloendopeptidase activity.